UUACGAUUCAUAAACUCGCCGCCUUUCUCCUGUCCGACUCUCCCUUUCCGCUGCCUGCCAGCCAACUACAAGCCAACUACAUCGUGUAGCCUUUGGCAUAAGUUUGCAUACUCACGCCCUACAAUGGACGCAUCGUCGGCAGACCCGCCGUCUACCAAUCCUCCUUCCUCCCCCUUGUCCGUACUCACAAGGUCGCCGACCAUUUCGCCGCGCGCCUCCAUGUCCUACCGGUCAAGUCGCCUUCCCUCACCCCCUCCUUCAACCGUGCACUCCGGCAGCGCAUCGCCCAUGAAAUCCUCCGACCCCGCUGAACUCGAGAUUCUUGUCAACCCCGAUGGCGCCCCUCCGCCCAAGCGCCGUCGGGUUGAGCGCAAGCCGAGAACCACCGAAUACUUGGACCUGAGCGCUGCCGCUUCUGAACAGAGUCAAAAGGACGAGGAAUUACUGGAACAGCUGACACAGGCUUUGCGAAAAAAAAAGAAGAUUGUCGUCAUCGCAGGCGCUGGCAUCUCGGUUUCGGCAGGGAUCCCCGACUUCAGAUCUUCCUCAGGUCUCUUUGCGACUUUACCCAAAGAACACGGCCUGAAGGGCUCAGGCAAGCAUCUCUUCGAUGCUUCUGUCUACAAACACGAUUCGACCACCUCGUACUUCCACACCAUGGUCCGUGACCUGUCCCAGCUUGUCAAGAAUGCGAAACCCACUCCGUUCCACAAUUUUCUCGCCUCUCUAUCUAAAGAAGGCCGUCUCCUACGACUCUACACCCAGAAUGUCGACGGGCUGGAUACGUCCAUGGAACCUCUCAGCACUGUCGUUCCUCUGCCGCCUAAAGGCCCUUGGCCCAGAACCAUACAGCUCCAUGGCGGCUUAGAGAAGAUGGUUUGUUCAAAGUGCAACGAGAUUAGCCAAUUCGACGCUUCGCUUUUUGAGGGACCCCAAGCCCCUCUAUGUAAGGGAUGUGAAGAGACAGACAAUGUACGCACCUCCCAUGCAGGCAAGCGCAGUCACGGCAUCGGGAGACUUCGACCCAGGAUGGUGCUAUAUAAUGAGUACAACCCUGACGAAGAAGCUAUUGCCAACAUUUUCCGCGCAGAUUUACGGGCUCGUCCCGAUGCUGUGAUUGUUGUUGGCACGAGCAUGAAGAUCCCAGGUGUACGGAAUAUGGUGAAGGACAUGUGCAAAGUGACGAGAGACCGCCGAGAUGGCAUUACCGCUUGGAUUAAUCUUGACCCUGAACCGAGUGGCACAGAUCUGAAGAAUUGUUGGGAUUUGGUCGUUCGCGGCAAAUGUGAUGAUGUCGCUUCUCUUGUCCACUUACCUCACUUCGACGAACAUAUUGAGCAAGGACCAGAUACUGUUGUGGAUGAGGCCAAGUACGAGAAUGAUGUUCGCCACAUUAAGUUAGAGGUAGAGAUCCGGAGGAGUCACUCUCAAGAAUCGGCUACGAUAAAGGAGGCGACGCCUGAUACCUGCUCUCCUAUUGAGGCUAAGCCGCCAUCAUUAGGACGCAUCCAGGGCAUCCCGACUCCUUCUGCUAGUCCCAAGAUUCGGACCGCUCUCCCUACUAAGCCUGUUCCGAAAUCCAGCCAGACUAAACUUGCUUUCCCCUCACGCAUCAGCAAAGCCUCUACAUCAAUACCCAAGGAAUCAAAGAAGCCAGCUCAACGGAAACCGAAGCAGACUAAGAAGAAGCCUGAGCCGAAGCCGAAAGCAACCAUCAACGCGACUUUCAAGGCUACUAAAUCAAAUGCAGUGGCCCCCUCAAAGGUUCCCGCGAAGCGUGAGCUUGAAAGUGAACCUAACACUCUGGAUAAAGCUAGGAGUGUACUCUUGGCCGACUUCUCUCUUAGGCCUAGAGGAAACAAGCGUGCUGUCGAUGCUGAGCCUUCUGGAUUGGAGAAGGGUUCCCGAUCCCAAAUACAACCACCAGUAAUCGGUCAAGCGCGUCCAAGUACCCCUGAACAUCAGACGCUGCGCCGCCAGUCACAGGAGACUGUCACGCCUCCUUCCAAACCUCGAGGCUUUGGGACCUUAAUCGAUUGAUCUACCAGACCUGGUAACCUUAGGUAUCUAUUGUAUUCUAUUGUUGCGGGAUGUCACGCCACGAUUCCUGUUGGCUGGUUUCGGUGCCUCUUCGAAGGACUCACAAUCGUCACCUCAACACUACAGA
Messenger RNA from Xylaria bambusicola, 2167 nucleotides. RefSeq names its product DHS-like NAD/FAD-binding domain-containing protein. The transcript has 2 exons. Gene Ontology annotation, cellular component: mating-type region heterochromatin. The record is from RefSeq and is a predicted model, not a curated record. NCBI's taxonomy places the organism in Eukaryota, Fungi, Ascomycota, Sordariomycetes, Xylariales, Xylariaceae. Gene Ontology annotation, biological process: replication-born double-strand break repair via sister chromatid exchange; regulation of DNA repair; negative regulation of transcription by RNA polymerase II. Gene Ontology annotation, molecular function: histone deacetylase activity, NAD-dependent; NAD+ binding. Bases 124 to 2040 code for a protein of 638 amino acids.